UUCCAGCUAGAUCGACUGCAGGAUAAAUCGUAUGCCUCUGCUCCGUCUCCGCUCUCUUUCUGUCUCUCAUGUCAAUGGCUGCCGUGCUGAGAACGCCGUCGCUAUUCGUCUACUCACCGGCGGCGGCGACCCGCGCGGCUAAUGCGCAGGCACCGAGGAGUCUUCUGUACCCUUUGUCGAGGCAGAAGCCGUCGUGUGCUUUGAAGCCAAAGCAGGCCUCUGCCGUUGAAUCCCCUCUCCGCUUCCCUAGGUUUCGGCUCUUUACCGCGUACGGGGACCUCACGGAGGCGGAACAAAAGGAUGAAACUCCGGAAAAAGAGCAUUCCGGUGAAGAAGUUUCUUCAGGUGAUGAAACAACUGAUGCUGAAAUAAAUGGCGCAGAAGAGACAGUUGUUUCGACUGUAAUGUUGUCUCUGCAGGCAUACAAAGAUGCUUUGGCUAAUAGAGAUCAAUCUAAAGUUGCUGAAAUAGAGUCCAUUCUUCUGUCAAUCGAAGCUGAGAGGAACACUCUUUCAUCUAAAGUUGCUUCUCUAUUGGAAGAAUUGUCAACAGAAAAGGACCGAGUUAUUCGGAUCAGUGCUGACUUUGACAAUUUCAGGAAAAGGACAGAGAGAGAGAGACUUUCUCUGAUGACAAAUGUGCAAGGUGAAGUAAUAGAGAGUUUAUUGCCUGUGUUAGACAGCUUCGAAAGAGCUAAAUCACAAAUAAAGGUGGAAAGUGAGGAAGAAGAGAAAAUUAACAACAGCUAUCAGAGCAUUUAUAAGCAGUUCAUGGAGAUCUUGGCAUCUCUUGGUGUGGAGGCCGUCGAAACUGUUGGGUGUCCAUUUGAUCCAUUGCUUCACGAGGCGAUAGUGCAGGAGGAAUCAUCUGAGUAUGAGGAGGGCAUCAUAAUCCAAGAAUUCCGUAAAGGGUUCAGACUUGGGGAAAGGCUGUUGCGCCCGUCAAUGGUGAAGGUCUCUGCAGGUCCAGGCCCAGAAAAGGGGGGAGACGGUGUUGUCGCGGCAUCAGACAAUGGUGAAGAAAGUGAAAACAUUGAGGAUGAUGAAGAUUCCGAGUAAAUUGCAAAAUUAAAUUUCUGCCCAAAAGCUAAACUUAUUCAACAAACAGAUGUUGUAAAUUGCGGUUCCAGAAUCUUGCAAGUUUUUCAUUUGUUGAGAAAAAAUGGGAUAACUUUAUGCUGCAUUGUAAGUUUUGAAGUGAAAGUUCAGCUAAUUAUCAUUUAUACUCUUUAAGCAA
Molecule: messenger RNA, 1236 nt
Organism: Zingiber officinale
Lineage: Eukaryota; Viridiplantae; Streptophyta; Magnoliopsida; Zingiberales; Zingiberaceae
Product: protein GrpE-like
Exons: 3
Coding region: 69-1058 (329 amino acids)
Biological process (GO): protein folding
Cellular component (GO): chloroplast
Molecular function (GO): protein-folding chaperone binding; protein homodimerization activity; adenyl-nucleotide exchange factor activity
Source: RefSeq, a predicted model, not a curated record